Molecule: messenger RNA, 835 nt
Organism: Diatraea saccharalis (sugarcane borer)
Lineage: Eukaryota; Metazoa; Arthropoda; Insecta; Lepidoptera; Crambidae
Source: the annotation of a GenBank genome assembly
UAUAAUCAUAUGUUGUGCUAAUAUAUCUAAUACGGAAUAAAUGGCUUACUUUAUCUUAUAGAAUUCUUAUUAAUUAAUUAUUUCAUGAUAAGAUUUGAUUUUUAUCUCCCUUCAUAUAAAAUAUAGUACAUCCCAAUCAUUUAAUGCAUUGAUGAUUUUUUUAUUAAUUCGUUACAAGAUGAUUAUUUUCGGUGUAUUAGCGUUAUUAAGUGCUAUUGGUGCAAUUCACGGAAAGGAAAAUGUAGUGGCUUGCUACUAUGGUACUUGGGCAGCAUACAGACCAGGUCUGGGUAAUUUCGCCGUUGACAAUGUAGACCCAUUCUUGUGCACACAUCUCUUUUACGCAUUCGCGGGUAUCGACACCGAGGGAACGAUUAUAUCCCUAGAUCCCUAUCUCGAACUUCCUGAAAACAGAGACAAUUUCAGAAAAUUCAAUGGUUUAAAAAAGAAAAAUCCCAGGCUUAAAACCGUUUUGGCUGUUGGAGGGUGGAGUCAAGGGUCUUCAAAAUUUUCCGUAAUGGCAGCUAGUCCUGCUUUGCGAAAAAAUUUCAUCGAUAGUGGUCUCCAAAUGCUACGCGAUUACGGUUUCGACGGGUUAAGUAUAGACUGGUUAUAUCCUAACGGCCGUGAUACUGUUCAUCACAGAGCUGACAUAGAUAAUUUCACACAACUAUUGAAGGAAAUUAAAGAGGAAUUUGAUAAGCACGGUCUUAUACUGACAGCUGCUGUAGCGUCACAUGAACAAGGGGCAUCAUUAUCUUAUGAUGUGCCAUCAAUAGCAAAGUGAGUUGUUUAAUUUUAUCUUAAAGAGAAAUUAGUCAUUUAUUACUCUGCG